AUGAAGCAAAAUAUCUUAGUGGAAUUGCUCACUUUUUGGAAAAAUUGGCAUUUUCGUCUACUGCUCGGUAUGACAGCAAAGAUGAAAUUCUCCUUACCUUGGAAAAGCAUGGGGGCAUUUGUGACUGCCAGACCUCAAGACACCACUAUGUAUGCUGUAUCUGCUGACAGCAAAGGCUUGGACAUUGUGGUGGGGUUGCUGGCUGAUGUGGUUCUGCACCCCCGCCUAACAGAUAAAGAAAUCGAGAUGACACGGAUGGCGGUCCAGUUUGAGUUGGAGGACCUAAACAUGCGACCUGACCCCGAGCCACUGCUCACUGAGAUGAUUCACGAAGCUGCUUAUAGGGGGAACACAGUGGGCCUGCACCGUUUCUGCCCCACAGAAAACAUAGCAAAGAUUGAUCGAGAGGUACUUCAUUCCUACCUGAAGAACUAUUACACCCCUGACCGCAUGGUGUUGGCAGGAGUGGGCGUCGAGCACGAGCACCUGGUAGAAUGUGCUGGAAAGUACCUCCUUGGAGCCCAGCCCACCUGGGGGGCUGUCAGGACUGUGGAUGUUGACAGAUCCAUGGCGCAGUACACCGGCGGGAUUGUCAAGCUAGAGAGAGAUAUGUCCAAUGUCAGUCUGGGCCCAACUCCGAUCCCUGAGCUCACGCACAUCAUGGUGGGACUGGAGAGCUGUUCCUUCUUGGAGGAGGAUUUCAUCCCCUUCGCCGUGCUGAACAUGAUGAUGGGAGGAGGGGGCUCCUUCUCGGCUGGCGGGCCUGGCAAGGGCAUGUUCUCCAGGCUCUACCUCAAUGUGCUCAACAGGCACCACUGGAUGUACAGUGCGACCUCCUACCAUCAUAGCUAUGAGGACACAGGCCUCCUGUGCAUCCAUGCCAGCGCUGACCCGAGACAGGUUCGAGAAAUGGUAGAAAUCAUUACGAAGGAGUUUAUUUUGAUGGGCGGAACUGUGGAUGUGGUGGAGCUGGAGCGGGCCAAGACACAGCUGAUGGCGAUGCUCAUGAUGAACCUGGAGGCCAGGCCUGUGAUCUUCGAGGACGUGGGGAGGCAGGUGCUGGCUACCCAUUCCAGAAAGCUGCCCCAUGAGCUGUGCACGCUUAUCAGUAACGUGAAGCCAGAAGAUGUUAAGAGAGUUGCUUCUAAGAUGCUCCGUGGGAAGCCUGCGGUGGCCGCCCUGGGUGACUUGACUGACCUGCCCACCUACGAGCACAUCCAGGCAGCGCUGUCAAGCAGAGAUGGGCGCCUGCCCAGGACAUACCGGCUCUUCCGGUAGAGUCCCCCAAGACCCUUGAGGACUCUUAAGGCUGCAGAGGAUCCUGUUUCCACACGUUACUUUUUGUGUGAACUUAGUGUAAGGGGUCUGCUUCUAUAAACAGUGUGAACUGUGAGGCUUUUGAACUUGAAUGAGCGAAGUUAAGGUUGCCACACCUGUGCGGCUUUUUUUAUUUCCUCAGACCAGAACUUGCCAAGCAGGAUAAAUACUACCCUCUCCCUCCCAAGUGGAAGGCAGGCAGGGCGCAGGACUAGAACCAGUCUUCUGCCAUUCCAAAUGCUCACUUUCAGGGGUUCUCAGCUGCGAAAGCAGGGGCUGGAAGCAUGGGUGUGGUUGUCAGCUGGCCCUGGCUUGCAGCCCUGCUGUGUUCCACUGUGCUUCCCAGAGCAUGGUUGGCUCACACAGCCACUGUCUCUGCCAAUAAAAUGGUGACUUCUUUUACCACGCUGUGUU
Castor canadensis (American beaver) is the source of this 1731-nucleotide messenger RNA. It is a transcript of the gene Pmpca, whose product is annotated as peptidase, mitochondrial processing subunit alpha. NCBI's taxonomy places the organism in Eukaryota, Metazoa, Chordata, Mammalia, Rodentia, Castoridae. The record is from RefSeq and is a predicted model, not a curated record. Gene Ontology annotation, molecular function: metalloendopeptidase activity; metal ion binding. Gene Ontology annotation, cellular component: mitochondrion.